Nasonia vitripennis (jewel wasp) is the source of this 2191-nucleotide messenger RNA. RefSeq lists its product as uncharacterized. Lineage: Eukaryota; Metazoa; Arthropoda; Insecta; Hymenoptera; Pteromalidae. The record is from RefSeq and is marked predicted.
GAGUACAUCAAUGUGCGUAACGGUGUGAGACGUGUUACUUGUUUUAGGGAUAAAAAAAAUAUAUGCAUUGAACAAUUUCAAUAAAAUAAAGGAGAGUAAGUGAUUGAUUGAUAUUAUCUGGGAUUGCAUUAAAUCAAUUUUCACUCAAACACCUAUGAGGGUCAUAUUAAAUGUGAGUGAAAAUUUUAAAACAACGGAGAUUAAUUUGCAAAAAAAACGACUUUUGAGAUGAGUAUGCCAACAAAAGGAAAACACCAUCAUCCUAAUCAUCACCACCAGCAGCCACAUAAUUCACAUAUUCAGACACACAUUAUAGGCCUGAAUAUCAGUCAAGCAACAGUACCAUCAGUGUCACAUACAGCUCAUGCUCAACAUUAUAAUCCUGCAGUUUUAAAUAAUACAUCUAGAUUUGUUUCACAUCCUGGAUCAGAUUUUCAUGUUCCUGGACAAAAUUUUGGUGCCCAAGCAACUGGGCAGGUGGGUGGUAGUGCAAAUUCAAUCGCGGUACAAGGAGGUAGAAAUCCUUCUUUAGGAACUAUACAGCCUAUUGGCCAAGCUUCAUCUGUACCCCCUGGAAUAUCAUCAAGUGGACAAUCUCAGACAUCUUCAGGGCCAAACAUUCAACCUCAAUCAGCGCCAAAUUCGUCAGUGUCAACAGCUAUGGUACAUAAUCAGCCAUCACAAGAUAUGAGUAAACAAACACAUUUGCAAACCCAACCGGUGUCCAUGCAGCAAGUUUAUGUACAGAAUUCCAACAGGCAAUCAACUCAGCAAAAUUAUUACUCAAGUGGUUCAAGGUCUCAACAGCCAAGAAAUCUUGCUCAUAGAACUGCUCCAUCUUCUAAUCAAACUCAAGUAGUUGGUAUGCCUAGUGUUGGGAGUACUAGUGGUCAACCAACAAGUAUGUAUCCACAUCCGAAUAUAGCAAUGCAACCUUCUACUGUGUACGUGCAAAAUCAAGUUUCGGGUAUACACACAAACCCCCAUCAGCAGAAUGUUUAUUCAAUAAACAAUCAAAUGUCAAUACCGUAUACUGGACAACCGCAGCGGCAUCAAACACAUCAUAAUCAGUUUCCGUACCAGUCAUACCAGUCUCAUUUAUUAGCAACGUCAAAUGUAUUCGGAUACGCACAUGGAGCUCAACAUCCUGGAUUUUUUUUUCAUCAACCUGCAAACACUCAACUAAAUUUAAACAGAACAGGUGCAAAUUCUGUCAGUUCAGGAAAUCAACAUAUAUCUGGAUCCUUGGCUAGUAAUACAGCACAAGCAAUUGUUUCGCAAGGAGCUCUUCAGCAAAGUACACAACAAACGCAAUCAAUGCAUGCCUUAAGCGUGCCCCUUCCUCAAACAGAUAUGUUUUCUGGUUUUAACGGUGGUUUAAGUAAUGCAGGAUCCAGAUUAAAAAAGCCAAGAACAAAAGCCAUUACAGACAUUGUAAAUCCUAAUACUGGUAAAAACAUUAGUGAUGAAAUUUAUAAAGAUGAAAGCACUAUCACGAUAGAUCAAUCCAUCAACAAGGAAAGUCCACAAUCGUUGAAUUGCAAUGUCGAACUAGUAGCUGAUUUUGCAGCCCGUGUAGCAAUACUUGCUUCUGAGUCACAAGUGUCUACAACGUUAGAAAAAGACAAUUCUUCCGUGAAUCUUCAGCUAGCUGAGUCAACGCCAUCUUGUGUACAAAAACUGUCUUCAGAUUGUAUUAAAAACCAUCAAUGUGAUAAAGAAACGGAAAAACUAAUGGAAAGUUCGACUACAAAUAUCCCUGAAGAAGAACAAACAUUUAGUUCAGAACUUCAAAACUUGCACGGAACCAAUUCAGAUACAGAAGAUAUUGUGGAGGACGAUGUAACAAAAAAAACAACUACUGCAGAAAAUACUCUAAUUACACAGAAUAACUCAACAAAAGUAAACAGUGGAUCUCCCGAAAUAAAAAAUAAAACAGAAAGCGGAAAUUUAUUAGACAUUGCAGCCAGUGUAAAUAAAAACGUAGAACAUCAGCCAGAUGAUUGUUUUAUCGAUGAUAAUAUAGAAAAAGAAAGCAUAGAUGCUAACAUUUCAAGUGAGACAAUAUCAACCUCGUCGAAACACCAAUACAAUGAUGUGACUUCUCAAAGGACUAAUGGUGGGAUGGGCACAAAAAAUCUUGAAUUGGAUACCCGAAAAAAUGAUUCACAAAAAUGUUCAGAUGGUAAGA